Molecule: messenger RNA, 2880 nt
Organism: Ornithodoros turicata
Lineage: Eukaryota; Metazoa; Arthropoda; Arachnida; Ixodida; Argasidae
Exons: 2
Coding region: 10-2718 (902 amino acids)
Biological process (GO): protein processing
Cellular component (GO): plasma membrane
Molecular function (GO): metalloendopeptidase activity
Source: RefSeq, a predicted model, not a curated record
CUGUAUCGUAUGCUGCAUAUGCACGCGCUAGCGAAGUUCGAGUUUCGCCUUAUUUUUCAUUGUGCCUAUACCUCACAGGUUCAAACACUGUUCGGAAGAAUGGCGGACACCACGAAGAAGUCGCAUCGUAAGACAGGAAGCACUGAGUCGAAACCUCGUAAAACGGAAAGUACUAUAUCGCCAACUAGAGCCGACGAACCUGCUGCAUCCAGGAAGACUUCACCCGAACCGAAUGCAUCUGACGGGAAGGGUUACAGGGCCGACAUGCCCAAGCACGAGAAGGUCACCGCAAUCAGCAAAAAAUCUGCAAGGGAGAGAACAGAUCGUACAGGAACGAAAGACGUUACGAACGUUUCUAAAAGAAGACACUCUCUGAAGAGUAAGGAAUCGGCGCUGACACCUCCUGGCCCGACUAUCCAGGCGGACAAGCCUGCGACAGUAGUUACGGUACCUAAGUCGGCUACAGGGAUGGCAACACGCAUGAACAUCUUCUCCAAUAUAAUCGAUCGCUUGAACAAGAAGCGUUCAAGGAAGGAAUUCCAGCAGGAGAAUCAGGAGUUCGCGACGAAACCCGAGGCGCACGAUAAGGAACAGAGAAAGGCAGAUGAACACCAGGGCGCUAAAGGAAAAGUACCAAAGUCAUCUAGCGAAGACUCUCAGAAAAAGGCAUCGAAACACGGCACAUCACUGCUGGUCCCGGUGGCCGUGGUCUCCGCCCUGCUCCUGAUUCUCGCAUUUUGCGGAUGGCAUGUCUACAAGCAUUACAAGGAGAAGGCCAGUGAAAAGAAGAUGAUACAGUGCGCAACCUCAGAAUGUAAAAGAAUCACACAAGAAAUUGACAAUCUACUGGGUAAAAACAUUCAUCCAUGCGAUGAUUUUUACGGCUACGUUUGCAGUAAAUGGAUAACAGCGCCACACGGAGAUGCGGCCGUCGCGGGUUUUGUGUAUGAUGUGUUCGACACCUACGACCGCACCGUUGCAGAAGGUCUCCAAUCUCCCGAGAGUAUGGUGCCGGACAGGUACGGCUUGCACGUCAUGGCGACGAUAUUUAAGGCAUGCUCCACUUACAUGGCCAGUGACCAGGGCACAUACGGAGAUGCAGUACGGGAAGUCGUCGAUCUCCUAAACCUUACCGCCCUGCACCAUCACCCAUUGGUAUUCGAGUUCCUUCUUCAAACGUCUCUGAAGCUUAACAUUCACUCCGUGUUCAUUGUACGGUUCCGUCGCAGCGGCAAACUCAAGUACUUGGAAUUUGACCUCGGACAAUCGAUACACUCGAAAGCCUUUGCGGGCGUGACGGACAUGGCACCAGACACUGGAAAGAAUACGAUAUUCCGCCCGAGAAUCGAAACCAUGAUAUCGAAUGUGCUCCGUGAUGCUCGAAUCAACAGUAGCAUCAAGCCCGACAGUAUAUUACACGCAGAUGUCACCGUUCACAAGCUCAUCACUGGAAACGCUUCGAAACAGGUGACGACCUACAGCGAAAUGACCCAACUGACUGCUCUCGGCACUCCACAAAGCCUUAUAGAGACGGUAAAUAAUAAUGUCCCGCCCGAGUUUAGAGUAGGAGUCAGCAGCCCAGUCCGAGUCGUUGGCCUCAAGACACUGCUGAAAGUGUACGCAUUUCUGUCUAAUCCCGCCUAUGGCAUUCACGACUUAUACCACAUCGUAAACCUUGCUUCCGGCCUCCUCAUAUACACGGCAUACAAGGACCUCGCUAAGAAAAACGCUGCUCUGAUUCCUUUCAUGUGCUUUCGAGCUACGAGGAUAGCCCUCACUAAUACCUGGCCGUCUGUGGUAGCACGGCUGGUCGGUGACUUAAGUAGCGGUACGGCGGCUCAGGAACUUGCCACACGCAUGAAGGCUAUGGUGAUGGACCAAUCUGUCUUCCAGGAGUUCGACGCCAUUUUGCGCGCGAGUGCAAGAGACACAUUGGAAAACACCACCGUGUACACCUACGAUGGUACAGAAUUGUCGAUACUGGACGAAGACACAAACUACACCUCUUGGAAACUGGAGGGUGGCCAGCUGUUCCAGGUCCUUGUCGAAGCGGGUGAAAAAGAACGAAUUCUCCUGUUCAAGACCUAUUCAAUGGAAGGCGUCGUCGGAGCAAGCAAGAAUCAGUUGAUGAAAGUAUUGGAGUACGACGUAAUCAGGACCUACCUGACGGUACCCACGGCAUAUCAAAUUCCUCCUCUAUUCUACCACAAAGAGAGAAAGGAGAUCCCCUAUUACAUCAACACCGCCACACUCGGGGCCUGGAUCACAAAAGAAAUGGUGCGCGCAAUGACGACGCCGUUUAAAACUUCGGCCAAAUCGACGAAGCGACUCGAAGAGAGUCUAGCGUGCGUGAAGAAAGUUGGAUCAUCUCAAGGAUUGCGCUUGGAUGCCAUCACUGGAGACGAUCUGUGGGACAGCGAAACAGUCCUGUGGUACUACGCGUUUCGCAUCGUCUACGAGAAACUCAAGCGUCAAGUGGUCAACGCAGGUGUCUCUGAGAGCAGCGACGUUUGGAAGGAAGCUCAACACUACCUCUUCAUUCGCUUCUGUAUGCUGGCAUGCACGCCUAGAGACAGACAGUCUUCCAAGAAACUGCCGCAGAGCUUCAGAGAACGUUGCCUCGUUCCAGUUUUGAGCAACGCGGACUUUGCGCCUCAUUUCGGUUGUACUGACAGCCAUGCGCUCAAAAUUCCCAAGUGUGUUUCCGAACCGAAGUAAUGUCCAAGAACGGACGAUUGUGUAUAAUAAUGUGGUGCCAUAUGACUCCAGAACACGUAUACCGUCAGUGGGAUUGUUUAAUCGAUAGUACUGGCGAAUAAUCUUAUCGUCACAAAAAGCAAGGACAAACGACAAUUAAAUAUUACUAUUGCAAAAGUUUCA